AUGGCUGCAGGAGAUCAACCGGUGAAAUUCACAGUCACCCACUAUCGCAAGCAACAGCACACCCAUGAGGCCUUUAUCAAGUGGAUCGUCGAGGAGCACAUACCCCUUGCCAUGCCCGUCUUCAAGAAACACGGAGUCCUCGAGUAUUCGCUUUUCGUGACACCGCCUUCGCUAAAUACCGCCUUGAAGCAGAACAUUGAAGAGGCUCGACCAGGCUGGGAUUUUGCUGACUUUGACUGUUUCAUCGAGUAUAAGCUCCCGAAUGUGGAAGUCAUCAAGAAUCUCAUGGCGGAUCCAGACUGGGCGGCAGCGCUUGAAGACCAGGAUGACUGGGUUGACGUCCCAAGGGCCUUGGUUUCGUUGGGAUACUCUACCACAUAUCUACAGGAUGGGAAACCUGUGAACUAG
Penicillium lagena is the source of this 408-nucleotide messenger RNA. RefSeq names its product EthD domain-containing protein. The transcript is spliced from 2 exons. Lineage: Eukaryota; Fungi; Ascomycota; Eurotiomycetes; Eurotiales; Aspergillaceae. Bases 1 to 408 code for a protein of 135 amino acids. The record is from RefSeq and is a predicted model, not a curated record. Gene Ontology annotation, molecular function: oxidoreductase activity.